Messenger RNA from Mesorhabditis spiculigera, 1167 nucleotides. NCBI's taxonomy places the organism in Eukaryota, Metazoa, Nematoda, Chromadorea, Rhabditida, Rhabditidae. The record is from the annotation of a GenBank genome assembly.
AUGAGCACGAUGAUUAUUGGUGCUGUUUGUUUAUUCGGUGCAUUUCUAUACGCGAAUGCCGAUCCGGAGCUGAUAAAUGCGCAAGUGAUUUUCCGACACGGCGACCGUACCCCAAUGUUCUUCUCAAAAUCCAACCCCUACACAAAUGAUGACUGGAAGGCGCCGCCAGGAUCAUUAACUAGGGAAGGCGUCCAACAGCAAUACAAAACUGGGUUGAAGUUGAAGUCGCGAUAUAUCGAUAAGUAUCGGCUGGUGUCGAAGGAUUAUAAUCCUUAUGAGGUCCUUGUCCGCGCUGCAAUGGAUGAUCGUUGUAUGAUGUCGGCAACGGCAAAUCUGGCUGGAUUUUAUAGUGGAUCAGAGACGUUAGAGGGCUGGCCUUUCAACUGGAUGCCGAUCCCAGUCCACACUGGCUCAUUUCCGGAUCGAGUAUUCGAGCCCGGCCAGGCUUGCCCCCUCCUAAAAGCCAUCAGAGCCGUCAAGGAGGAGCACGAGACGUUCAAAGAGUUCGCCCUGGAGCACGAGAGUCUUCUCGACGAAUUCGUGCAGAACACCGGCGAAUCCUGGAAGCUGAUGCGAGAAAUUAAUGGGUUCCUGGAUACGCAGAUUUGCAGGCUUGCUCACAACCUCUCGCUCCCCGACUGGCUGACCCCAGAGAAGUUGAUGGAAGGCAGGAUGGCCACAAACCGACACUACGACUAUAUUUGGGGCCACAACCUUGACGGGAACAGUGAUGACAAAAUCGUUCGUCUCCGCGCCGGUCCUAUCAUGGAGGUGUUGACUUCAAACUUCACCGAGGCUUCAAAGUACAAAUACUACGUGUACUCGGCGCACGACUCCUCCCUGCUAGCCAUCAUGUCGGCGCUAGGCAAGAAUACACAAUACGAAAUUCUGGGCAAUCACUGGCCGCAGUACGCCUCAACUAUCGUUUUCGAGUUGUGGAAGAUGGACGAAGGGGAUCUGAGGGUUAAGAUGCUCUUUUCGGCGAAUGCCGACGACAAAUUCCACGACUUUUCGAGCGCCAUCGACGGGUGCCCCGAGCGCGAGAUGUGUCCGGCAAAGACGAUCAUCGCAAGAACUCGCAAAUAUAUACCAAAGAAUAUCGAAAUGGAAUGUGCUCUCAAAACCAAAACAAAGGCGUCGAUGCACAAGGAGAAACUGGAGUCCUCA